CAGCGACGUUGCCUCCGUAGCGGGCGCAGUAAACAACUCUUGAUCCCGCCCACUUCACCGCCGAAGAUUUUUCGAGAAUUUACUUUCGGCGUCCCGGCGUUUGUGCCGGCAUUUCAGUAAGAUGGCUAGCGAAGUUCAAAAAGCGCAGCUGGCAACUGAAACAGACGAUACCAUCUUUGGCAAAAUUGUAAGAGGUGAAAUACCUACUGAGUUUAUCUACGAAGAUGACAAGUGUGUAGCUUUCCACGACAUCAACCCGCAGGCUCCUGUGCACUUUUUGGUGAUCCCAAAGAAGGCAAUUCCGCAGCUUUCCAAAGCGAAGGAAGACGAUAAAGAUAUUCUAGGCCACAUCUUGUACGUGGCACAGCACGUGGCCAAGGAGCAAAAACUGGACAAGGGUUUCCGUAUUGUGAUCAACGACGGUCCUCAGGGUUGCCAGUCGGUCUAUCAUGUCCACAUUCACGUUCUUGGUGGACGUCAGCUCGGCUGGCCUCCAGGCUAACUAACAUCAGUUACCAGCAUAAAACCAUGCGUAAUUUUCAGCCUACUUAUGUUUCCUUUGUGUGUUCAACUACUUUACUAUAACUUGUGGUGGAAGUCUACAUCUGUGUUCAAGGUUUUGGUUGUCAAGAUUGAAUAUCAAUAAACUAAUCGACUGUUUG
Messenger RNA from Rhipicephalus sanguineus (brown dog tick), 662 nucleotides. It is a transcript of the gene HINT1, whose product is annotated as adenosine 5'-monophosphoramidase HINT1. Gene Ontology annotation, cellular component: cytoplasm; nucleus. The record is from RefSeq and is a predicted model, not a curated record. Gene Ontology annotation, molecular function: hydrolase activity. Bases 122 to 502 code for a protein of 126 amino acids. Gene Ontology annotation, biological process: purine ribonucleotide catabolic process. NCBI's taxonomy places the organism in Eukaryota, Metazoa, Arthropoda, Arachnida, Ixodida, Ixodidae. The transcript is spliced from 3 exons.